Trichoderma aggressivum f. europaeum is the source of this 435-nucleotide messenger RNA. RefSeq lists its product as uncharacterized. Lineage: Eukaryota; Fungi; Ascomycota; Sordariomycetes; Hypocreales; Hypocreaceae. The transcript is spliced from 2 exons. The record is from RefSeq and is a predicted model, not a curated record. Bases 1 to 435 code for a protein of 144 amino acids.
AUGUCUACCGACCGUCAAGAGAUGCGCAACGAUGCGCUGUCCCGUCUAGGACUUCCCACGAUUCCAGUCCAUCAGACUCCUCAAGUUACCGCAUGGAACGACGACGAGUCGACGCUCGUCACAUCGGCCAGCCUAUCCAUGUCAAGUCUCUCGUCCGACACACUCGUGUCUGAUUCUGAUUCUGAUUCCGACUCUGAAGGCUUCUUCCAGGAUAGACAAAUAAACGAUUUUUUGGAUUAUCAUUUCGGGAGUUAUGACGAAACUGUGAAUCGACUCUCGAGGAACAUUAGCCGCUUCUUGGAUGCUAUCGCGGAGUUUGGGUCUGAUGAUUUUUACGCAGAACUACAGAGACUAAGGCCUCCAGAGAGUCAAACACCUGAUCCUGGUAGCAUCGCGUCCGGAGUAUACAGUUGGAUACAAUCUCGUAUGAAUUGA